AUGGUUUGGAAGAAAGAAUACUUAGAUUUAGUGUUGGUCCCAACUGGUUUGCUAAUCAUGUUUUGCUACCAUCUCUUUCUUCUCUACAGAUGCCUAAGACAUCCAGAAACCACAGUCAUUGGCAAUGAGAACCACUGCAGAAAAGCUUGGGUUGAGAGAAUGUUGCAGGUUGAAGCAAAGGACAGAGGCCUGUCCCUAACAGUAAUUUCCGGCACCAUAACAGCAGCGAAUUUCUUAGCUUCAACCUCUUUAGCAUUGAGCUCUCUGAUUGGAGCAUGGAUUGGGAGCUCUUCACACAACAUCUUCAUGAGUAGCAUUAUAUAUGGUGACACAAGUCCUGCCAUAGUUUCUAUCAAAUAUAUUAGCAUUCUGGCCUGCUUCCUGCUUGCUUUGGCUUCCUUUUUACAUUGCAUAAGAAACUUUGUCCAUGCCAAUUUCCUCAUCAGCAUGCCAGACAGUGACAUUCCUUUGGCUCAUGUGGAGAAGGCUGUGAUAAGUGGUGGCUUGUUCUGGACACUGGGGUUAAGAGCUAUCUACUUUGCCACUACUUUGCUCCUCUGGAUUUUUGGUCCAAUUCCGAUGUUUGUUUGUUCAGUGAUUAUGGUGUUGAUUUUGCACAGGCUUGAUUCAAAUUCCACUCCGUUGCAUCAGUUCCAACCAGCCAAGAGUCAUAAUGAGCUCAGGAAAAUUGGUGAAGAAAACAGCAGAAUAGAAAGGGUUAUUGAGCAACAUCAUGAAAGAUCUCACAUGGAUGGAAGCAGAGCUCAAGGUUGA
Molecule: messenger RNA, 774 nt
Organism: Prunus mume (Japanese apricot)
Lineage: Eukaryota; Viridiplantae; Streptophyta; Magnoliopsida; Rosales; Rosaceae
Source: RefSeq, a predicted model, not a curated record